AUGAACAACAAAAUACAAAUAACUACUAAUUCUAUCUUUUUGUUUGGAUAUUUUAAUUUCUUUGGAAUUGAAGCAUGUAAAAGUUAUGAAAAGGCAUUUUCUUUAUUUAUUAAUGCCUCAGAAAAAGAUCAUAUUUUGUCACAUUGUUAUGUUGGACUCUGUUACCAAUACGGUCAUGGUACUACAAAAAAUGAAAAAUUGGCCUUUAAAUAUUAUGAAUUAGCAGCCAAAAAAGGUUUUGCAGCAGGACAAUCGCAAAUUGGUUAUUUUUAUGAUCAAGAAAUAGGUGUUAAAAUAAAUUUACAAAUGGCUAUACAUUGGUACAAAAAUGCUGGAAACUCGAUUGCUAUACAUAAUCUUGGCAUAUGCUAUGGAAAUGGAUUUGGAGUUAAAAAAGAUUAUAAUAAAGCAUUUGAAUUAUUUAAACAAUCGGCCAAAAAGAAAGAUUCAGAUGGAUUAGCGAUGUUAGGUUACUGUUAUUACAAUGGUAUUGGAACUAAUAUUGAUAAAUAUAAGGCAUUCAAUUUAUAUAAUAGGGCCGCAGAUUUAGGAAACAUGAUUGCUAUUAAUAAUCAUGCUAAUAUGUAUGAAAAUGGUGAUAAAAUUAAAAAAGAUCUUGAUAAAGCAAUUUAUUGGUAUGAAAAAUCGGCUCAACAAGGAUAUCUUUAUGCUCAAAAUAGAAUAGAAGAGCUUUCAAAAAUUAAGGAUAGAAAAAAGAAGAAUAUUAUUUUUAUAAUUUAA
Molecule: messenger RNA, 741 nt
Organism: Funneliformis geosporum
Lineage: Eukaryota; Fungi; Glomeromycota; Glomeromycetes; Glomerales; Glomeraceae
Source: the annotation of a GenBank genome assembly